This is a messenger RNA of Thermothelomyces thermophilus ATCC 42464, 1291 nucleotides long. RefSeq lists its product as uncharacterized. The coding region runs from base 309 to 1214 and encodes 301 amino acids. The record is from RefSeq and is a predicted model, not a curated record. The transcript has a single exon. Lineage: Eukaryota; Fungi; Ascomycota; Sordariomycetes; Sordariales; Chaetomiaceae.
CCCCGCACCACCUUGAGGGCCAUUCAGCUCCGACCGCCCCACCUGUGCAUGUGCAGGCUUCUUUCCUCAUCCGUUGACCCCUCCUGCUUCUCUCCUGCACUUCCCACUUUCUGUUCCUUCGUUUCCCGAGAACUCCGGGGCUGGCUUGCGUCGCUGUCACUUACGACGUGCGCUCUUUUGGUUCAAGAGACCACCCACAUCCAACAAUCCCUGGCCUCCGCACCCCGCGGUGACAAAUUGACGAGUUUUCGUGUCAAACUUGUUCCGCCCGCCGACAAGCGACACGGCCAAGCCAACCCAAACUCACCAUGGCCUCGGUCGAGCACUGUUUGUACUGCUUCGAGACUCUGGCGGCCCAUCUCGAGGGCCGCAAACCCAUGACCCUGUCUGAAGUGCAAAAAUCGUGGGCCGAAUACGUCCGCUCCACCGCGGCCGCAGAUGCCGCCGACAGCAGCAAGCUCUCCAAGCGGCUACCCGCCCUCCGCCGCGUCACCGAAGACUCGUCGUCGUCCUCCUCCUCCUCCUCCUCCGCUUCCUCGGCAUCCACCAGUACCCUCUCCCUCGGCCCGAGCACUCCGGAAACUCCGGUCUCUUCUGAUUCGGCCCUUGCCGAGGACGGCCAGGCGGCAGAGGCAGAGGCAGAGGCAGAAGCGGGGCAGGACGUUGCCGCCGCCGCCGCCGCCGCCGCCGCCUCACAAAUCACCGAAUCCCCGCUCUUCGUGACGUGGAACACGGUCUCGUCCCGGGCCGGCGGCGGGCACUCGCUGCGGGGGUGCAUCGGCACGUUCGAGCCGCAGGAGCUGGACGAGGGCCUGUCGUCGUACGCGCUCAUCUCGGCGCUGCAGGACACGCGGUUCCGGCCCGUCGCGGCGCGCGAGCUGCCCUCGCUCGAGGUCGCCGUCACCCUGCUGACCGACUUCGAGGACGCCGCCGACCCCAUGGACUGGGAGCUCGGCACCCACGGCCUGCGCAUCUCGUUCCACCACCACGGCCGCCGCUACGGCGCCACCUACCUGCCCGACGUCGCCGUCGAGCAAGGGUGGACCAAGGAGGAGACCCUGGUCAGCCUCAUGCGCAAGGCCGGCUGGGUCGGCAAGAAGGACCGGUGGACCGAGAUCCAGCUUAACGUCGUGCGCUAUCAGGGCAAGAAGGAGAGCUUGGGGUACGCCGAAUUCAAGAGGUGGAGGGACUGGGUGGAGGCCAAGGGGAAGUAGAGGGGUGGAUGGGGAGCUCCGUCGAACCUUUUUUCCUUUCUUUCCUUUCUUUCUUUUUUUUUCUUUUUCUGUCCCUC